Saccostrea echinata is the source of this 789-nucleotide messenger RNA. RefSeq lists its product as uncharacterized. NCBI's taxonomy places the organism in Eukaryota, Metazoa, Mollusca, Bivalvia, Ostreida, Ostreidae. The record is from RefSeq and is a predicted model, not a curated record. The coding region runs from base 1 to 789 and encodes 262 amino acids. The transcript is spliced from 4 exons.
AUGGCGUUUUAUCUAGUCUUGGGAAUUGUGCUUCACACGACACGGGGAAACACACAGACCGGAAGUUGUAAAGACAUGUUACAGGGUUACCUAACAGGACAACUGUCGUCUGCUCUAGGAGCAUAUCAGGUAGAAGCUUUGAGGCGGGAAUUCAAAAGCUUCACUGACGUCAUGGAGACAUCUUUGAGAAGGUUUAAGAAGGAAGUGAACGCUAGCAUUAAGGUUGAAGGUACAGGAAACCGGAACGUUGUAUAUACAAGAUGGGGUAAAAAGACAUGUCCUUCCAAAGCAAUCUUAGUUUAUUCUGGAUUCGCUGGAGGAUCACGUUAUAAUCAUAGAGGAGCAGCAGUAGAUCUUUUGUGUUUACCGAAGGAUCCAGAGUGGGGGAUCUACAAAGAUGGAAAUAAUGGAGAUAAAGCUUAUGUUUAUGGAGCAGAGUACGAAACUAACACCUUCAAGAGUCGCUUUACUUCAUUCCAUGAUCAUGACGUACCGUGUGCUGUGUGUCUUGUUAAAAAUAGAUCCGUUGUGAAGAUAUUCCCAGCAAGAAAAACCUGUUACAAAGGCUGGGAACUCGAGUACCAAGGUUACCUUAUGGCUGGAUACUAUAAUAAUCCUGCUGGUACAACAUACAAGUGUGUUGACAAAGAUCCAGACACCUUGCAUGGCGGCCAUUCUGAUAAAAAUGGUUAUCUUUUUUAUUUUGUAGAAGCUCAAUGUGGUUCAUUAAAAUGUCCACCAUAUGUUCAUGGAAGAGAACUAGUUUGUGCUGUUUGUUCCAAAAAAUAA